Drosophila novamexicana is the source of this 1110-nucleotide messenger RNA. RefSeq lists its product as uncharacterized. Bases 5 to 1072 code for a protein of 355 amino acids. NCBI's taxonomy places the organism in Eukaryota, Metazoa, Arthropoda, Insecta, Diptera, Drosophilidae. The transcript has a single exon. The record is from RefSeq and is a predicted model, not a curated record.
AAAAAUGAACGCCGCUAUAGCUGUAGACGAUGGUAAAGCAGAGGCUGAUUGUGACGUCACAACAAAACUAAACAUUGACUGUUGGGAGAUGGUUUUUACUUAUCUCGAACCAAUGGAACAAGUUCAAUUGUCGAAGGCCAAUGAUUACAUUCAUCAGAUUUUUCAGAACUACGCCAGCCGACGCUUUAAGAAUAUUAGCCCAUCUUUGAAAAAAAGAUUUACCCCUGAAAUAUUCGAUGAUUUUUUACAAAAUAUUGGCGUGCAUGUCAGAAGCUAUGCGAUUCCCAGAGACAUUACGGAUAUAUACGCCAGAAGCGAGUAUUUCGAAGAUAAGGACUAUGAAAAGCAGAUAAUCGAUUUGAUAAGAUUCAAGAUGUACAGAUGCCAAUACGGUAGAAUUAAUUUAGAAAUGCGUCAUAACUAUUCAAUUAGACGCGAUUUUGAAGUUGUUGUAAAACAUUGCAAAUAUUUGGAAAGCUUUGAGUUCGGCGAGAGAUGUCUUACCCCGAGCGUACCGUACGAGGUAAUCUGUCAAUUGCCCAAACUGCAACAUCUGUUCAUUUGGACUGCGGGCCCAUUGCGUAACGAGUUUUUGGAUGCUCUUCAAUCAAAGCCAGGCGCACCAAUGCUCAGUCUUUCCAUUAAGGGCUUACCUUUGCCUAAGCAACAAAUCGAGCGAAUCUGUGAUGUUGCCAGUCUUAAACAGCUUUGUGUAUGCUGUGAUACAGUGCCUAAAAAAGCCUUAUUAAAGCUUAAUCAGUUGGAAUCUUUGCAUCUGACUAUGCCUUCCAUCAACAAUGAUCAGCUUUUUAAACUUGUAAAAGGCUUACCUCAUUUGCAUACCCUGAAUUUGCGAAAUUGUUCAUUAAUUACAGAGCAGUUUGUGCUUGAUACAAGAGACUGGAUGACCACAAAUUUGGAACUACGGCAAAAACUAAAGAUCUAUAUGCAAGGAUCUGCCAUUAAUUGGGAAAGUCUCGAUACGAGCAACAAAAACGUUGUAGAAGUCAUUAACAAGGAAGAGACUGAAAUUGUGCCUUUGCAGGGUGAACUGAAUCAGGCAUAUCUAUAAGCACAUUAGUCAGCCGACGAGUUAGUCAUUAAUAUAUA